Aspergillus nidulans FGSC A4 is the source of this 1536-nucleotide messenger RNA. RefSeq lists its product as uncharacterized. NCBI's taxonomy places the organism in Eukaryota, Fungi, Ascomycota, Eurotiomycetes, Eurotiales, Aspergillaceae. The transcript is spliced from 4 exons. The record is from RefSeq and is a predicted model, not a curated record. Gene Ontology annotation, cellular component: membrane. Gene Ontology annotation, molecular function: transmembrane transporter activity. Gene Ontology annotation, biological process: transmembrane transport; proton transmembrane transport; carbohydrate transmembrane transport. Bases 1 to 1536 code for a protein of 511 amino acids.
AUGAAAGACCAAGAUAUUGUCGGCAAGGCGCUUGCCUCCGUCCUGCCUCAGCAUGAUAGAACCUGGCUGCGAAUCCCCCAUCUGCUGAAACUGAAUCUCAUCCUUCUGAUCCCGCUGCUCUCGUCUGCAGUAGCAGGUUAUGAUGGCUCCCUGAUGAACGGUCUUCAAUCCAUUUCUUCAUGGAAAACCUAUUUCGAUAACCCCACGGGCUCGAUCCUCGGCGUUGUCAACGCAGCCCAGUCGAUUGGGAGCGUGAUUUCACUCCCCGUGGUCGGAAUACUCUCUGACAGAAUCGGCCGCCGGUGGACACUCCUAUCCGGGGCAAUCGUCAUCAUCAUAGCGUCCAUUAUCCAGGCGGCAAGUGUCCAGUACGGCAUGUUCGUCUUCAGCCGUGUUCUCGUCGGGAUAGGGAGUAUGCUCGUCGUGCAACCGAGCCCGAUGCUGAUCACAGAAUUGGCGUACCCGACACACCGUGGCAAGUAUACCUGUGCUUUCUGGACGAUGUACUAUCUGGGGGCGAUCUUGGCAAGUUGGACCUGCUACGGAACACAGAAACAUCUCUCAAAUGACUGGACGUGGCGCGUGCCCAGCAUCAUACAGGCCGGGUUUCCCCUCGUGCAGGUUGGGUUGUGGUGGGUUGUGCCUGAGUCACCGAGAUGGCUUGUUGCCAAAGGCCGUACUGAAGAAGCAAAAGGAUUGCUCGCCAAAUACCACACAGCUGGAGACGCUUUCCACCCGCUAAUUGAGUUCGAAAUGGCUGAGAUCGUGCGCACUAUAGAGCUGGAUAAUCAAGCUGCUGAGAUGGGCUGGUCUGCACUUGUGCAGACGCCGGGAAACCGGAAACGGACCUUUAUUGCAGUAUGCAUUGGUGCCUUUGCGCAGUGGAAUGGAGUGGCCGUGGUCUCAUACUAUCUGACCCUCGUCCUCGACACCGUCGGCGUCACCGACACAGACACGCAGACGCUCAUCAAUGGCCUGCUGCAAAUCUUCAAUUUUAUCGCGGCCCUGAGCGCGGCCUUAUUCGUCGAUCGACUCGGUCGACGAACCCUCUUCCUCUGGUCGGCAGUGGGCAUGCUCGUCUCCUUCAUAAUCUGGACUGCAUGCUCCGCCGUCUUUGACAGCAGCCAGGCCUCUGCCCUCGGCCGGACUGUCAUCGCAUUCGUCUUCAUCUUCUACUUCCACUACGACAUCGCCUAUACCCCCUUGCUACUCGGGUAUCCGACCGAGAUAUUCACAUACUCGACAAGGUCCAAGGGACUCACGGCGGAGCUGUUGUCUGUCUACGGGAGUCUGAUCAUCCUAGCCUUUGUGAAUCCGGUAGCACUGGACAAUAUCGGCUGGCGGUAUUACAUCUUCUUCUGCUGCUUCGAUGUCCUCGUUCUUGCGGUAACAUAUUUUGUCUUUCCCGAAACCAAGGGGUAUUCCCUCGAAGAGAUCGCAAAGGUCUUUGACGGGCCGGCUGCUGUAUCGUCGAGCGAGGUGCUUGAGGGUAAGAAGGGCGCGGUGGGAAGUGCAGAGCACACGGAGAAUGUCUAG